Messenger RNA from Coffea eugenioides, 1647 nucleotides. Its product is annotated as 7-deoxyloganetic acid glucosyltransferase-like. The transcript has 2 exons. Gene Ontology annotation, molecular function: UDP-glycosyltransferase activity. Lineage: Eukaryota; Viridiplantae; Streptophyta; Magnoliopsida; Gentianales; Rubiaceae. The coding region runs from base 1 to 1455 and encodes 484 amino acids. The record is from RefSeq and is a predicted model, not a curated record.
AUGAACCAGAAGCCCCAGCUCCCGCCCCAUGUACUCAUCUUUCCCCUGCCGUUGCCAGGCCCCGUCAACUCCAUGUUGAAGUUAGCAGAGCUUCUCUGUCUUGCGGGUCUGCACAUCACCUUCGUCGUCACGGAGCACAUCCACGGCCGGCUUUUACGUUACGCCAAUAUCCAAUCUAGAUUCGAAUGUUAUCCGGGGUUUCAACUGAAGACCAUCCCUGACGGUCUGCCGGAAGAUGAUCCGCGUUCUCGAGGUAAAUUCGCGGUGCUGUUUGAUUCUCUCAAGUCCAAAGGCAAGCUAAUCUUCAAGGACAUGCUGACUUCUGGCUGCCUUAGCCAUCAAAAACGCAGGCCCGUCAGCUUUAUCAUAGCUGAUGGAUGCUUGGGUUUCACCUGCGAUGCUGCAAAUGAGGUUGGUAUCCCAAUUGUUUAUGUCCGAACAGUCAGUCCGUGUUGUCUCUGGGUCUUCUUUUGCCUUCCCAGGCUUAUUGAAGCCGGAGAGAUACCCUUUAACGGGGAUGACUUGGACACACUCAUAAAAGGUGUACCGGGGAUGGAGAGCUUUCUCCGGCGACGUGACCUGCCGAGUUUUUGCCGUUCUGGUGACCCAGACGACGAAAGCAUGCGACUCUAUAAAACAGAAGGCCAAGAAAAUUCCCGAGCCUAUGGCCUCAUAGUCAACACGUUCGAGGAUUUAGACGGACCCAUACUAUCCCACAUGCGUACCGUCUGUCCCAACAUCUACACCAUUGGACCGCUCCACGCCCACCAUAAAAACAAGCUGGCCGAGCAAGCGGCGUCGCUGCCGCCCACUUCCAAUAGCGUAUGGUCUGUAGACAGGAGCUGCAUGACGUGGCUAGACUCUCAGCCGUCAAAGUCUGUGAUCUACGUCAGUUUUGGAAGUAUUGCAACAUUGACCAAGGGCCAGCUCAUGGAGUUCUGGCACGGCCUGGUCAACAGUGGCGUCAGAUUCUUGUGGGUAAUAAGGCCGGAUUCUGUCACAGGGGAGGAUUGGGAGAGUCAGGUUCCGGCGGAGGUACGGGAGGAUACGAGGCGAAGGGGGUGCAUUGUGGGCUGGGCCCCACAGGAAGAGGUCCUAGCCCAUUUUGCUGUUGGUGGGUUUUUGACCCACAAUGGGUGGAACUCGACUGUGGAGAGCAUACAUGCAGGUGUGCCCAUGAUUUGUUGGCCUUACUUUCUGGACCAGCAAGUGAACAGUAGGUUUGUGAGUGAGGUUUGGAAGGUGGGAUUGGACAUGAAAGAUACCUGUGACAGGGCUACAAUUGAAAAAAUGGUGAGGGAAUUAAUGGUGGUGAGGAAUGAGGAAUUCUCUGGAAGGGCAGAGGAAAUGGCCCAAUUGGCUAGGACAUGCUUGAACGAAGGAGGGUCGUCUUAUUGCAACUUGGAGCGUCUGGUAAGGGACAUCGAGUCUAUGACUCAAGACCGAACAACUUGAUUUGUUCUUACCAGGAAAUAAAAUACAGAGGACAAAGCUGCUUUUCCCAAGACUUGUUAUCUUUUUUCUCAACUUUUUAGCAGGAAAUAAAAUACAGGGACAUUGAGUCUUGUAUAUGUUGCUUUGAGUCCUUAUGGUCGUAAUCUUACCUUAUCAAUAAUGUACUUUUGUGCUUUGGAUUUGAAUGGCUCC